AUGAAGUUCGCUAUUAUUUUUGUUGCACUUUUUGCCUAUGCAAUUGCUGCACCAAAUCGUGACGCCGAGACCUUGCGCUAUGACGUAAAUGUGGAACCAGAGAAUUACAACUUUGCUGUUGAAACCAGCGAUGGCAAAAGUUUCCAGGAAGAAGGAGUCGUCAAAAAUUUAGGCACUGAUGAUGAAGCCAUAUCCGUUCAUGGCUCAUAUUCCUAUAUCGGUGAUGAUGGUGUCACAUAUCAAGUCAACUAUAUUGCUGAUGAAAAUGGUUUCCAACCACAAGGUGCACACAUUCCAGUCGCUUAA
This is a messenger RNA of Teleopsis dalmanni, 306 nucleotides long. Its product is annotated as larval cuticle protein 65Ag1-like. The transcript has 2 exons. Gene Ontology annotation, cellular component: chitin-based extracellular matrix. Lineage: Eukaryota; Metazoa; Arthropoda; Insecta; Diptera; Diopsidae. The coding region runs from base 1 to 306 and encodes 101 amino acids. The record is from RefSeq and is a predicted model, not a curated record. Gene Ontology annotation, molecular function: structural constituent of chitin-based larval cuticle.